Messenger RNA from Colletotrichum acutatum, 1524 nucleotides. Its product is annotated as hemolysin-III related-domain-containing protein. Gene Ontology annotation, biological process: intracellular zinc ion homeostasis. The record is from RefSeq and is a predicted model, not a curated record. Gene Ontology annotation, molecular function: signaling receptor activity. Gene Ontology annotation, cellular component: membrane. The coding region runs from base 1 to 1524 and encodes 507 amino acids. The transcript has 2 exons. NCBI's taxonomy places the organism in Eukaryota, Fungi, Ascomycota, Sordariomycetes, Glomerellales, Glomerellaceae.
AUGGCUUCCCUUAAGUCACCUUGCAGCGGCGCCGCCAUCCAGGACGACGACGACUUCACCACUGCCACCGCCUCGGGAGCUCAGACUGAAGGCUCCGAAGUUGCUCGGAAAAGACGACACUCCCACUUUAUUCCCAGACGCAAGUCCAUUGUUAACCAAAUCAUGGAUGGCGAGGAGCACCUGCUACUAAAGGUCGACCUCUUCCUGACCGAAUUGGAACGACGCCUCGAAUUCCUCGAAAACUACGGCGAGCUCACGUUCGACUCGAGCAUAUCCCGCGCCUUUUCCACCCUUCAGACCGUCCGCGCUCGCUGCUCGUCUGCCUCGGAGGAGGUCCUCGGCGCCGGACGCAGACGCCUGCACAUCAUGGUGGAGACACUCGAGGCCCGGUACCAGGGCGCCCUGGCCUCGGCCGAAUCCCUGAACGAGAAGGCCCGCGUCGGCAUCGAGCUCCUGGACGACAUGCUCACCGAGUUUGAGAACAAGGCGCACAAGCUGCGCGAGCAAGGCCUCGCCAAUGCCGCCGACACGGCAAGUGCCUUCAUGAACGAGGGCCGAAGAGUUGUGGACGAGAGCAUCGGGCUCGCGCGGGAGGUCGUCGACGAGGGUAUCGAGAGAGCCAUGCGCGCCGCUGAGAAUUUGGAGGAAAAGAUUGCCCACGCGGUCGCGCGGGCCAGGGAGACGAAACUCAUCACCUACGACGACCUCCCCAUGCCCUGGCGCAUCAACCCUCAUAUCCGUGAUGGAUAUCGCUUUACAGAGUCCAAGCUCGAGUGCAUCUGGUCGGCCUUCCGCCCCUCGAACGAGCUGGUCAACAUUUGGUCCCACGCCAUUGGCCUCUUCAUUGUUCUCGCCGUCGCCCUCUACUUUUACCCUCGCAACAUCAACUUCCAGUUCAGCACCAAGACGGACAUCUUUGUUGCCGCCGUCUUCUUCUUCACGGCGUGCCUGACGCUGGUAUGCUCGACUAUCUGGCACACCAUGAACGCCGUUGCCGACGUAGAUGCCAUCAGCAUCUUUGCGUGCGUCGACUACACGGGCAUCUCGCUGCUUAUUGCGGCGUCCAUCGUCACGACCGAGUACACGGCCUUCUACUGCGAUCCCGUCAGCCGCUGGUUGUACAUGGGCACGACGGCAGUCCUCGGCAUCGGCGGCGUCAUCCUCCCAUGGCACCCGACCUUUAACGGAGCCGAGAUGGCAUGGGCCCGCGUCGCCUUCUUCUGCGGCCUUGGUGCAACGGGGUUUCUGCCAAUCUUGCAGCUCUACUUUUCCCACGGGCCCGACUUUGUCUGGGAAUUUUACACGCCGAUUGCAAAGAGUAUCUUUGUCUACCUGCUCGGCGCUUUUGUAUACGCCAGCAAGAUUCCCGAACGUUGGUGCCCGGGCAUGUUUGACUACAUUGGCGGAAGCCACAACUUGUGGCAUUUGGCCGUUCUCGGCGGCAUCUUGUUUCACUACACGGCGAUGCAGUCCUUCUUUGCGAAUGCCUUCCGGCAGGCGCAGGGAGAGUGUUCCGUCUUUUGA